AGAGCAAAGAAAUAAAAAGUCGGAGAGAAUGAGGAGUUACGAUUACUCUAGGGUUCAGAGAACUGAUGGUGAUGGUGAUAAUUCGAGUGAUUGUGCCAAUCUCAAAAGAAAAGUUAAUUAAGAGAAUCUGAAUUUAGAGUUUUACAUUUGAUUUAUAUGCUUGUAUGGAAUUGAAUUGAUAUGAUUGAUUAUUUAUGGGUGUUAACUAGAAAUGAAGUGGACAUGAUUGUGUAAAGUUGAAUUGUGGGUUCCUUGUGGAACUGAGAUUCAUUGUUUUGAGAUUGUGAUGAAUUGAACCUAAAUUAGGUAUCUGUUAAACUGACAUAGGAGAAGGUUAUGAGAAUUAGCAAUAAUGAUGUCAAUGGUGCAGUUACAAGUUAAAUAUAAUUGAGAGAAAUAGAAGUAGAAUUUAGGAUAUAUAGUGGUUGUGUGAGCUGAAGUAUAUGUGUGACGGAGAAGGAGCUAUUAUGGUCUGAUGAUGAGCUGAAUUGGGUGGGGUUUCAUGAAUGAAUGUGAUUAUAGGUGAAGAUAUGGUGUUGAAUGAAAUUGUUAUGUUGGUGGUGGUUCUGUAUAAUUUAUUAGAACUAUUUUCUCAGGCUUGAAGAGGAAUUUAGGAAGUAUGGAUGUGAAAAGAAGAUUUAUUGGAAUUGGAUUUACAGGUGUAAUGGUUGUGGUGUUGUUUGUUUGAGUAUGUUGAAGUGAUAUGCGGUUGUAGCUAAUGGAAUUGGUGGAUAUAUUGUAAUUAAACCGAACUAACAAUAUUGCAGGAAAUGUUGGAGUAUGGAAUAUGCAGUGAACAUUCAAUAAGAAGAGAAGUAGAUAUAGUAAUUCAGUUAGAAGAGAGAGUUUUAAAGUUGAGGAAUGAGUUGGUUAUGGAUCUGUUGAUAAAGAUGAGAUUGGUUGAGAGUUUAGAAAGGUUAUGUGGUUUCUCAAGGGAAGAUGUUUGGGUUGUGGUGUUGUGUUGCAAAGCUUGAGGCUGGAAAUGCAUCACAAAAACACAUAUGUGUCACAAAAGGUACAAGUGUACCUUGUAUUGCAUCAUAUUGGCGCAUCAGGACCAUUGGAUUUGUGAAACUGGUACUGGGGAAACUGGUGUUGGUCAGUUCAAAGUGCCUCCUCUUCAUGAUGUAAUCAUUAUGCAAUUUCAAGACCAACAAACUAGUUGGACCUCGAAGAAUCUUGCUGCAGCUAAUGGGGUACCGGUGGACACAUUUAACCGGAGGUUUAACUUUUGGGGAAUCCUUUCAGAAUUACUUUUGGAUUUUGAUAAUCACAUAUUUACUUUUGUGGAUGGAGCAUCCAAGAAUGACGCUAACAAUGCAAACUAUGAGGAAGCAGCUGAUGAGGAUGGAGAGAGAUUCAUGGCUUCAGUUGAGGAGCAAAUACUGAAAGAGAUGAAUGUUGGACCUAAUUCAAGUUACGUAGGAUAGUGGAAUCACCCACGGAGGCUGCUAACAAUUGCAAAUGGUGAAAGUUCGAUACUAGGUUCUUGGAGGUUUUUCAAAAUCCAUUUAUCAACCAAUUGUCAUGUUUUUGUAUGUAGGAAAUGCCAAGCAUAUGUUAUCUGCUAAACUUACCUCUGCAAAUCUGGAUGUUAUCCAACUGGAGCUUGGCGUGGUUGGUAUUUUUCUCAGUCUGUGCAGAUUAGGGUGGUAGUUUGGCUAUCAUAGAUUCUGGAUUUUUUGGAUCUUUGCAGCGGUGUACAUAAUUGUACACACCAAUGUAAAUUUAAAAAAUUAAAAAAUGAAAAUUAUAUAGCCAUAUGGGUACUCUUUUUGUAGCUCUCGGAAAGAGCUUUCCGAAUAUAUAAAUUUUGCGAAUUUUGGACAAACGUUUCAAAAGAUAAAUUGAUUUUAGUUUAUUUUUUUAUUA
Molecule: messenger RNA, 1872 nt
Organism: Papaver somniferum (opium poppy)
Lineage: Eukaryota; Viridiplantae; Streptophyta; Magnoliopsida; Ranunculales; Papaveraceae
Product: anaphase-promoting complex subunit 2-like
Exons: 6
Coding region: 1002-1430 (142 amino acids)
Cellular component (GO): anaphase-promoting complex
Source: RefSeq, a predicted model, not a curated record